GAGAGUUCUCUCUUUCCCGGUACAAAAUUGGAGAGAUUUGAGCAGCUAUCAAGUGAGAUUGCUUCGGAAAAUCACAAAUUCAUUAAGAAAUAUCAAUGAACAAUAUCCCCCAUUGCUAUUAAUCAAUUUAGGACAAAUUUAAGCACAGGCUUCCAGAUCUAGAAGAGAUGGAAGAAUUUUGGUUGCACUUGCAGCCGAAGACUGGACUGACCCAACGGACACCAGCACCGGCAGGGCGAGAUGGACGCACAACAGAUGAUCCCGAGCACCACUGCUCCAUCUUCAUCGUAGCAGCGACGCUCGCGACUCCUUCAUCCAUCUCAGGCACCGUUCGCCGCUAUUCCCUCCUGGUCUGACCCGUUGUCGUCACCAUCCAGGCUAUCGCAGCCUAGAAUCCCGCCACCCCUUCGCAUGACCUCUGUUCGCAGCUCGUUCUCCAGCAGAGCAACGGUCAACCAGGCUUAGAAGUGGAUGGCUGAGACACCUUGCGACCUCCAACCUUCGCAGGCUGCCAAUUUCACGAUUCUCCUUUCCCAACCCGUAGACCCGGAAAGCAGUAGGGUCGGUUGGAGGAGAUGACGGCCUACGGGAGUCUAGACUCCUCUUUCUCGUACCAGCCUUGAUUUUGACCUUAGUCAAAAUUUCACUGAACUCAGCUACGAGGAGAGAGUAAAUGACGGAACACAGUAGAAUUUGGUCAGAUGUUUCCGAAUCGCGUUGAUGUAUUUUUUUUGACGAAAAAGAGUAAAACGGGGUUCAGUACUCCGAAUUUGAAGUGGCUGCGAGGAAGAUCGAAAUGCUGACAGCUUUAACGCCACAGCUUUACGCUUUUCGGAUCUGACAACUCCGAAAGCGUUCCAUCAGAAAAUGUCAGCCAUUUUCGGAGCUGACAACUCCGAAUGCAGAAGAUAGGAUUUCCCAACAUUUUCAUUGGUCCGUCGGAUUCUACCGUGAUAAUAUUUUCAGCAUAAAUACUCCUCCUCCCACACACUUUCACACCCACCAACAUCUCCUAUCCUCCUCCCACACUUUCAUACCAACAAAACAAACAAGGCUUCUUGUUCAAAGGUUGUAAUGGCUGAACGAGUUGCACACCCUGACCCUCGGGAUCGUUCUGUUUUAGUUAUGAUACCCGGUGAGCAUCGUGACGAUCGUGUGUGGCACGAAUCAGCAUUUCGAGAUGACAAACUGAGGUGCCAUCACUAUUCGUCAUGUGCCUAUGUUGAUGAUGGUCCGCGUCAUCCUGGGGUGGUACGGUUGUUGAGAGCAUCUGGGUUUCACGGUGUCGAGAGAAUAGGACAAAUACAGUUAGAUUGGUCACUUCUGACUGCGUUAGUGGAGAGGUGGAGACCCGAGGUACACGCAUUUCAUUUGCCCUUUGGUGAGGUAGGAUUGACUUUACAGGAUGUGCAAGUGUUGUUGGGGUUGCCCAUUGACGGCAUACCACUCACUGGUCCCACGAUUACUGAUAAGGCAGCGUUGUUGCAGAUGUGUGCACAGUCUGCUGGUUUUAUACCAGAAGAUGAUGAUUUAAUUCAGCUACCAUAAAAGUAACAAAUAUCCACCCCAUUCCAUUAACCGAUUGGAGCACUGAAAACGAGGUGACUCAACACACUAGGGCCCUCAUUUGGCAGUUGUUAGGUGGUUCAUUAUUCCCUACCACUAGUGGAAACAUGGCUAGUUGGUAUUUCUUGGAGUUGUUGCAGAGGAACUUAGUAGAUGUGUGCCGAUGGAGCUGGGGCUCAGCGGUCUUGGCCUAUCUGUAUCACACCAUGUGUAAGGUGGCCAAGGCCCAGGCUAAACAGAUUGGAGGAUGUUUAAUCCUUCUACAAAUCUGGGCAUGAGAGAGAUUGUCGAUGGUUCUGCCCCAAGGUCAUCUCCCACUUGACCAUAUAUUGGAUUUUCCGUAUGCUGUUAGGUGGGCGUGUCAACAUGAUUGGCAACAAACAAACAGAUUUUCGUUACGGGUAUAUAGGGACCAACUAGAUCGGAUGACGGAAGAUGAGUUCGAAUGGAUCCCCUAUCCGUUGAUGAACCUUCCAGCAUAUUGUCAUGAUGCGAACGAUUUGUGGGCUGCGGAGGUUCCAUUGAUUUAUACACGUUUUUCUGAGGCACACUAUCCUAGGAGGUUUUGUCGUCAAUUCAACGCAUAUCAGGAUCGACCCGCUCCGGUUGUGGCAGGGCAUCGUCACCACAAUAGUGGAUCACGAUUCAUGGUCGAGCUUGUUGAAGAAUGGGCAUUACGGUGGAACAAAAUAUUCCCACUUCAGUGGGUUGACGAAGGUCCUUUCAUUAGUGAUGAGUACCGCGAGUGGUACCGUAAUGUAGGAAAACAAUGGCUCACAAACCCGUGUGUUGAUCGUCCCACUCAGGGAUUCGUUCCUGCUCACCCACAAGCGGCUAUUGCGAUUCAAUGUUUGGGUGAGAUAAUUCGCCGAUUACGAGUCAGAGAUGAUCCGGAUGACAUCAUUGCACACGGUGUAGAGUGUCUUACACGACUUGGUGCAGAAGAAGCGAUUGAUCAUGACAUCAUCACAUAUGAAGCUGCAGAUGUUGAUCCUCUCACUGCUCUUCGUCCCCCACGCCCUCAUCGUGGGAGGGGCGGUCCCACACGCGGAAGGCGAAUUGGCCGGGGUAACGUUCGGAUGGGGGAUGUUGGCACCCAUGAUGAUGCACAUCUGCAUUCUCAAUCCUCUCGUGCCAGUUCAUACCAUCCAUCUCCGGUGCAUCAACCACAUGUGUACUCCACACCCACCAGUCCAAAUAUUCCUAUAUUCGAUGCAGGACCUAGCUUUUUCCAUUCACCGGUGGAUUGGAUGAUCGGCUUAUUUGGCUCUGAGACCGCAGGACCGAGUACCCAACCUACUGUUGAGGUUAG
Cuscuta europaea is the source of this 2878-nucleotide messenger RNA. Lineage: Eukaryota; Viridiplantae; Streptophyta; Magnoliopsida; Solanales; Convolvulaceae. The record is from the annotation of a GenBank genome assembly.